This is a messenger RNA of Wyeomyia smithii (pitcher-plant mosquito), 579 nucleotides long. RefSeq lists its product as uncharacterized. The record is from RefSeq and is a predicted model, not a curated record. Lineage: Eukaryota; Metazoa; Arthropoda; Insecta; Diptera; Culicidae. The transcript has 3 exons. Bases 107 to 412 code for a protein of 101 amino acids.
UAAGAAAAUUUGCUGAUUCCUAGAGACAGACAUCAUUGCGGAACCAAAUCAUCACCGAGUCGGUUGUUUAUUUGCUUGUCCAGGUAGCAUACAUAAAAUAGCAAGAAUGUCGAAAGCUGGUUUUCUAGCUCUAGUGGCGGUCGUUUGUCUCACAAAAAUCGAAUGCAGCCCAUUCCAGCGCACGUCCGAAGGCGAAUUGGUUCAACGUCACAGCCGUGACGAACUGCUCCAACUCUUCCAGGAAGAUGUAAAACUUUUCUCAUCCAGUCACAGCAACGAUAUCAGCUCGGAGGAAGUGCUAAAAAAUGUACUGCUGGAUAUGGGUAAAAGUACUACCAUGAGUCCGAACCAGAUUCAACAGAUUCGGAAUCUCAUUCAAAAGUAUACUGCUACUGGAAACUACCAAGUUUGAGGAUGAUACUGUACCAGUGGGUGCAGGAGUUAUUUCAUUUACGUAACAUAAUAUCUAAUCACAUGAAAGCUGUAAAUACUUUGAGACUCAUUUGAAAUUACUUAUAUGCAUACAUUUCAAUAAAAGUACAUACGCGAUGUAUGUGUUCUCACUGCCAUUUCAUAUAA